Nicotiana attenuata is the source of this 893-nucleotide messenger RNA. RefSeq names its product 60S ribosomal protein L10. The transcript has 4 exons. NCBI's taxonomy places the organism in Eukaryota, Viridiplantae, Streptophyta, Magnoliopsida, Solanales, Solanaceae. Gene Ontology annotation, cellular component: cytosolic large ribosomal subunit; ribosome. The coding region runs from base 95 to 754 and encodes 219 amino acids. The record is from RefSeq and is a predicted model, not a curated record. Gene Ontology annotation, molecular function: structural constituent of ribosome. Gene Ontology annotation, biological process: translation; ribosomal large subunit assembly.
UAGCUUACUUGCAGUUGGUAUAUAGAGAACGUCAACUAGGGCAAUAUUGCAGUAGCAUUCCUCUAAGCCGCAGGUCUUAAACGGGGACGAAGCCAUGGGGAGAAGACCUGCAAGAUGUUACCGUCAGAUUAAGAACAAGCCAUACCCAAAGUCACGGUUUUGCCGUGGUGUACCAGAUCCAAAAAUCAGGAUCUAUGAUGUAGGUAUGAAGAAAAAGGGAGUCGAUGAGUUUCCAUUCUGUGUUCACUUGGUCAGUUGGGAGAAGGAGAAUGUCUCCAGUGAGGCGCUUGAAGCUGCCCGUAUUGCUUGUAACAAGUACAUGACCAAGUCUGCUGGGAAAGAUGCUUUCCACUUGAGGGUCAGAGUUCAUCCCUUCCAUGUUUUGCGUAUUAAUAAGAUGUUGUCGUGUGCUGGAGCUGAUAGGCUCCAAACUGGAAUGAGGGGAGCUUUUGGUAAGCCCCAGGGUGUUUGUGCUCGUGUUGCUAUCGGUCAGGUUCUUCUCUCAGUUCGCUGCAAAGAUGGCAACAGCAACCACGCCCAAGAGGCUCUGCGCCGUGCUAAGUUCAAGUUCCCUGGUCGACAAAAGAUCAUUGUCAGCAGGAAGUGGGGGUUCACCAAGUUUAGCCGUACUGAUUAUCUGAAAUACAAGUCAGAAAACCGUAUUGUCCCAGAUGGUGUGAAUGCUAAGCUUCUUGGGUGCCAUGGUCGACUUGCUGCACGACAACCUGGAAGGGCCUUUCUUGAAGCAGUUUAGGAAUUGGAGCGGCAUAAUAUUUAUCUAAAUAGCAUAUUUAUUUUUCUGCAUCCGACUGAACGAAAUUUUGUGGCUUGAACUUCUCUCUGCUUGUGAACUAUUAUUGGAGUUGUUAUUAUUCUUGUGCUGUCCCUUGCCA